Molecule: messenger RNA, 2770 nt
Organism: Caretta caretta (loggerhead turtle)
Lineage: Eukaryota; Metazoa; Chordata; Testudines; Cheloniidae
Gene: GNB1L
Product: G protein subunit beta 1 like
Molecular function (GO): protein binding
Source: RefSeq, a predicted model, not a curated record
CCCCAAUGAAUCUUUAGGUGUAGGUAGUAGAGCGCCGCGUGACCGAUCCAUUUCGUUCUCCUCCCUUCCCUUUCCCUAGUCCCCCCAGGCAGCGGAGGGAUGCCGCGUCCCCCUCCCGCGGGCAGCCUGGUGAAGAGCCUCUGUGUGUCCGUUACCUCUGGGCUCGGGGAGCACCUGGGGAGCCGAUGGAAGUAUUUGGACGUUAUCCUCAAGAUACCAGCUCAAAUCCCAAAUAUUUCUGAAAAUCAUCCACAGUUUGUUCUACGGGGUACUAGUGCUGAAGUCCAUACUCUACAUUUUUAUUGUGGAGGCCAAGAACCCGAUUACCCCAUUCUCUUCUCUGGGUCUUCCAAUGGGCUGAUCCAUGUCUGGAACCUGAAGACACGCAGGGUGGAUACAAUUCUAGAUGGCCAUGGAGGAAAAUCUGUGCACUGGGUGGAAGCAAUCUAUGGCAGAGACAGGCUCCUCAGCCAGGGUCGUAACCAAAAGAUCUGCCUCUGGGAUUUGGCAGAAGGAAGGAACACGGUGACCGAUUCUGUUUUGACUGAGAACGUGGGAUUCUGCAAAUGUUCACUGCUGAAGGUGGCACAGGGACGCUGGCUAAUGGCCAUGCCAGGAAAAGACCUAGAUGAGGUUCAGGUUUUGGAGCUGCCAUCCAAGACGUCAGUCUGUACCUUGAAGCCAGAGGCGGAUGCCAAACCAGGCAUGGCCAUGUGUCUGAAGCUAUGGCAGCCUGACUUUGGUUCAUGUCCUUUUCUUCUGGCUGGCUACGAGGAUGGAUCAGUGAUUCUGUGGAAUUUAUCAGGGGGGAAAAUAUUUAGCCGACUUGCUUGCCACCAGGAGCCAGUGAUGAGCCUUGACUUUGACUCUGAAAAGACGAAGGGGGUCUCGGGCUCAUCUGAGGAGGUGCUUACCGUCUGGAGCCUCGAUGAACAGCAGAACUUAAAGGUUCAGAAAACACACAAACUCAUCAAUGCUGGGAUUGCUGAUGUUGCCAUCCGCCAGGACAAGAAGAUCCUGGCAACAGCAGGGUGGGAUCAUCGUAUCAGGAUCUUUGGCUGGAAGAAACUGAAGCCCUUGGCAAUACUGGACUACCAUACAGCUACUGUCCACUGUGUAUCCUUCUCAGAUCACAGUAGGCCAAGUGAAAGACUGCUGGCAGCUGGCUCCAGAGACCACCGCAUUAGUAUCUGGUCAAUCUAUAAUCAAACCUCAGGUGCUCUGCACUGUCCUUUGGAAACUAGAAAGCCGGCCUGAUAAAUCAGAAAUUGUUGUGUGAUUAAAAUCUGGGGAUGGGGAAGUAUUAAACCAUCUGCAGUUUGAGUGCAAGUCCCCAGAAGGACCUGUUCACGACAGAAAAUGUUUUGUUGUAGAAGGGAAAGCCAGUGCUAGGAAGGGAAGAACGGAUAAUCAUGCAUUUAAGGCAAAGGCCUAGCACAGUGGGAGUCUGUUGCGUCCUCUCUCACAUGCUUCUUUUGGCAAAUUGUUUUGAUUCUUUGUGCCAGUUUCCUCAUCUGUAAAAUGGAGAUAGGUGCUGUCACUCAGGCGUGGUGUGGUCUAGAGUACACUGGUUUCCAAAUCAUAUUGAGAUCCUUAAUGUACGUAAGUGCAAAGAAUCAGUUUUAUGUGAACUUGAACCCAUUAAACCAUCCAUAGAACUUUCUCAUGUCAGUUACUUUUUCUUCCCCAUAACUGAAAAGCUAUCAGACCAACCUUGAUUUGUUCACACUUCUGUCAGUUUCUAGCUUAAGCCAACAGCCAAGAAUGUGACUAGGGAUGGCCUUUGGCAUUUAUGAAUUUCAUUAUGUCCCCUGUCACCUCAAGCCUUGCAAUUAAUCAUAGAAAGAAAAAGGAAUCUUUCCAUGCACUGCAUUUUAAAGCUAUGUAAAGCCUUUUUCAGAGCCAGUGCUAAAUCCUUUCCAUAGACUGACUAGCAGAAGGAUUUAAACUGAGCAAUCCAAUUAGCGCCCUUCUCCUUGGAGAUUUGGGGGGUAAAUUUCCAGUAUGGUGAGGCAGGGAUUUGGCUACACAUCUCCCAUUAACAUUAAUGGGAAUAGCAUGGAUAAAACCUUCUGUACUAUCCUGAAAAUAUACCCUUUAGUUUGUCAUCUCCAUGGUCGUGGAAGCUGAAAUCCAUUCCAAAAGUUGAUUGUUUUUGCUUGAGGCAAGGCACAGUGCUAGCAUUCUCCUUUUCAAAUAUAUUUGAGCAGUAACAGUCUGUUCGCAGGCCAGGAGAUCUCACCACUUAAUUAAGGUUUGCCAGUAAGGUGCACUUAUAUCUACACCGUAAAAGCAAUUAACAGUGUGACUUUAAAUACAGAGUAAUUUAGAAAUGCUAGGGGGUUCUUGGCAUCAGAAAUAUUUAGCAUCAGAAAAAAAGUCUGUUCUGCAAAGGGGGAUUUUGGGGAUACCAGUGCUGUUCUGUGGAUGUUUUUUUGAAAAUGUUUGUCCCUACCAAUUUAUGGGGCUGGACAUCAAAGGGGAACUGGUCAGAAAUGAAUUGGACAGCAGCAUCAAAAGACGUCAGAACUACAUUUCAAAAACCAAACUCGUGUAAUGCUGAUGCCAAAGCUAAACAUCAAACCAGGGCCUGCUGUACACCUGUACCAUACAUGCAGGGAUGAUCUUGUUGAAAAAGUGCUUUCUAACUCUGUACAGGAAAUGUUCCUCAAGUGCCAAGCCCCAGUGUUCUUUCAUUACAGAACAUAAAACAUACUGCAACAAGGCUUUUACUAAUAAAACUCUGCAAUGUUUAAAGCGGUGUCACACA